Messenger RNA from Acanthopagrus latus (yellowfin seabream), 1932 nucleotides. RefSeq names its product guanosine monophosphate reductase (gene gmpr). NCBI's taxonomy places the organism in Eukaryota, Metazoa, Chordata, Actinopteri, Spariformes, Sparidae. The coding region runs from base 252 to 1289 and encodes 345 amino acids. The transcript is spliced from 9 exons. The record is from RefSeq and is a predicted model, not a curated record. Gene Ontology annotation, cellular component: GMP reductase complex. Gene Ontology annotation, biological process: nucleotide metabolic process. Gene Ontology annotation, molecular function: GMP reductase activity.
AGGAGUGGAGGGGGAUAGAGAGACAGAGAGAGAGAGAGAGAGAGAGGGAGUCCAGGCCCAAAUAAAGCCAUGGGGGCCGGGGCUGGGCCGGGCCCCUUUUUGCUAUAAAUACACUGGCCGCUUGGAGGUUCGGGUUUGGUGGUUGGGGUUUGGGACCAGCGACCACCACUGCUGUAGUAGCCUUCCUCAGGGGAUUCUCCUCCGCAUACUCAUCCUCCUCACCCUGGUCAUCAGUGUUCUGGGCAUCCAAGAUGCCUCGCGUGGACGCAGACCUCAAGCUGGACUUCAAGGAUGUCCUCUUCAGACCCAAGAGGAGCAGCCUGAAGAGUCGCUCAGAGGUGGACCUUCAGAGGACCUUCACAUUCCGCAACUCCAAACAGACCUACACCGGCAUCCCCAUCAUCGCUGCCAACAUGGACACCACGGGAACGUUCGAGAUGGCGCAGGUCCUCAGCAAACACACACUCUUCACAGCCAUUCACAAACACUACACCGUGGAGGAAUGGAAGAACUUUGCUGCUAAUCAUCCAGAAUGUUUAGAGCACAUAGCCGCCAGCUCAGGCAGCGGCAUUGCCGAUCUGGAGAAGCUGUGUGCCAUCUUGGAAGCCAUCCCCGCCCUCAAGUACAUCUGUCUGGACGUGGCCAACGGCUACUCCGAGUACUUUGUGGAGUUUGUCAAGACGGUCAGAGGAAAGUUCCCCGGACACACCAUCAUGGCCGGUAACGUGGUAACAGGAGAGAUGGUGGAGGAGCUCAUCCUCUCCGGCGCUGACAUCAUCAAAGUGGGCAUCGGGCCAGGGUCUGUGUGCACUACAAGGAUCAAGACAGGAGUGGGCUACCCACAGCUCAGCGCUGUGAUAGAGUGUGCAGACUCAGCCCACGGCCUCAAAGGACAUAUUAUCUCUGACGGCGGCUGCAGUUGCCCAGGAGAUGUAGCUAAGGCCUUUGGUGCGGGGGCUGACUUUGUGAUGAUGGGAGGGAUGCUGGCGGGUCACGACCAGUGCACCGGGGAGGUGAUCGAGAAGAACGGGAAGAAGUUCAAGCUCUUCUACGGCAUGAGCUCCGACACAGCCAUGAAGAAAUAUGUGGGGGGAGUUGCUGAGUAUAGGGCGUCCGAGGGUCGAACAGUGGAGGUCCCCUACAGGGGGGAUGUGGAGAACACCAUCCGCGACGUCCUGGGCGGCCUCCGCUCCACCUGCACCUACGUGGGCGCCGCCAAGCUCAAGGAGCUGAGCAGGAGAACCACCUUCAUCCGCGUCACACAGCAGUCCAGCCACAUGUUCACUUAGCAGGGGGCGCACGCGGGGUCCACGUACGCAUGGGCCGCAUGUUAUGCAGUGUGUAUAUUAUGCGGAAUGUAAACCUGCAACAGGAGGACCCUCACCAAACACACCCCUACAUGAUCACCCAGCCUGUUUCUCUCAGGAUAUCUGCCAUCAGAAAAGCUGUUAGUUUCCUGCAGGCUGUGACUCAAAUAAACUCAAAUAAUACGACUUGAAACAUUCUCCCAGGAGAAUCUUGGCACAGCUAUCGCCUUAACCCUGUAGCGGGCGCGUUUACAUGCUCACAGGCUCGGUAAUGUGAGUGCACCAGAUUCAGAUUUUUGAAUAGGGGGGUGCAAAUGUUCCUUAUGUGAACAGGGAUUGGUUCUUAUUACCGAGGCACGUGUAACUUCAGAUCUGAUCUUUCACAAUACCCUUUCUAGAUCCGAGAAUAAACAGGGACGUCAGCCAACACAUCGCAUGUAAACGCACGCGCAGCAGGAGGAGGCCGAUACUCGCGCUUCAGUCUCCUGGGGAAGCUGCUGAGCUGUACACUGGAAUGAAUGUGCGAAUCAAUAUGCAAAAGAUUCAGCGACGUCACCCCUUUAACUGUCACUGGAGAAAUAAAGUGCAUGGCAGGGCCUUCUGCUAAUUUCCUCACUGGUGUCGA